Messenger RNA from Saccostrea cuccullata (small rock oyster), 2492 nucleotides. Its product is annotated as ADP-ribosylation factor-like protein 6. The transcript has 2 exons. The record is from RefSeq and is a predicted model, not a curated record. Gene Ontology annotation, molecular function: GTP binding; GTPase activity. NCBI's taxonomy places the organism in Eukaryota, Metazoa, Mollusca, Bivalvia, Ostreida, Ostreidae. Gene Ontology annotation, biological process: protein localization to cilium; intracellular protein transport; cilium assembly. Gene Ontology annotation, cellular component: cytoplasm; axoneme. The coding region runs from base 170 to 736 and encodes 188 amino acids.
UUAUUUCACUAAGAUGAAAAGGAAUCCUGGGACAUAUUUUCGAUGGUGACGGAAGUGUACACACGCAAGACGUGAUCUUUAGGCACCAAUAUGACUGCAUAAAAGUUGACUGGCAAGAUAAAUAAUUUUAGUUAUUGAUACAUAUUGAGUUGAAGUAAAGAGGAACAUCAUGGGAAUAUUCGACUCUCUAGCAAAGUGGCUUGGCCUAAAGAAAAAGGAAGCCAAUGUUCUUGUGGUAGGACUUGACAACAGUGGUAAAACGACCAUCAUUAACCAGUUAAAACCAGCAGAGUCAAAGUCUCAUGACAUUGUUCCAACGAUUGGUUUUACAGUGGAAAAAUUCUCAGGAAAAUCCUUGUCCUUCACUGCCUUUGAUAUGUCGGGUCAAGGUCGAUACCGCAACCUAUGGGAACAUUACUACAAAGAGUGUCAGGGCAUUAUCUUUGUAAUCGAUAGCAGUGACCGCUUACGUAUGGUCGUAGCACAGGAAGAAUUAGAACAGUUACUUAAUCAUCCAGAUAUUGUUGGUAGACGCAUUCCAAUUUUGUUUUAUGCCAACAAAAUGGACAUGAGAGAUGCUUUGUCAGCUGUAAAAGUUGCACAUCUUCUGAACUUAGACAAAAUUAGCACAAAGCCGUGGCAUAUAUGCGCAUCAAAUGCCUUAACUGGUGAAGGGUUGAGUGAAGGCGUGGAAUGGAUAACUGGGCAGUUGAAAGAAGUUGUAAAUGCUAAAUGAAGCACCAUGAAACAUCCAUUGUACUUAAAUAUGUGGGCACAUAAGGUUGUUCAUCAAUAGAGAGUUGCAAAAGUUACUCUUGUUAAAAAAAAAGUACAAAAAUUGUUUUAAAUAAUUGUACAUGUUGAAUGAAAAUUUUCUGAUAAUACAAUAUAAUUUGUUGUUAAUUCAAUUUUUGAGAAAAAAGGUGAUUGGGGUGAAUCACCAUGCUGUUACUUUUGUUUUAUUAGACCAUGUAGACUAUGAUACAUAUUCCUGAUACAUGUAAUAGAUCUCGACAACUUUAUAUGAAUCUAUACAACACAUUGUGGGAAAAUACAUUUUUUUGAGCAUAAAUUGUGUAUGAUAUACUGAAAUAUAUCUUUUUUGAUUUUCUCUGGUUGUGCGUUAAAAGUUAUUGUAAUGAUGUAACAUAUACGCUGUAGAGUCGUACCUCAGUGAUUAUUAUUAUACAUUUUAUGUGGAUGAGUUGUUAAAAUGGAUUUUAAUGUAAUGUGAACAUGAGUAACCUUUCAGUGUAAUCAGGGACCUGUAUUCUAACUUGUAUAUAGGUCCCUGGUGUAAUGCAGAGUCUAUUUAAAUGAAUUAUUUUAGUAGUCUUUUACAUCUUUUACACAGCAAUUUUUUUCAGUCCGUCCUAAGAUCAUAACAUAUCAAGUUUUUUUUACCCAAAAGGGGUGAACUAACUGAGGAUUAUAUAAUUAUGUAUAUCAUAUUAGCUAAUAUUAUACAGUAAAUGUAAAGUCAUAGAUCUAAGCUAAGUUUAGGACAUUCACAUUAAAAGUAAUGCACAGUGUAGUGAGUGUACCAUCAGGGAUUGAUAUGGGGCAUAUUCCAUGUAUUCCCAUUACAAUACUAAAAAGCUCAAAAAAAAAUUUCUUCAUAAAUUUUAAAAUUUAAGGUAAAAUUUUUUCCAGAAUAUGUUAAAUGUGGUUUUACUUUGCUAUUUUGUGCAUUCAAAAUGGUAAACCCUCCCCCCCCCACCCCUGCACCUGCUAGUGUUCUGAAGUGGCCCCCAGACCUCUUGCUGAAUUUACCAAUUUCUCCAGAAAGGGUAGUUUCCUCACAAAGUUAGAUUAAUCCCUGACCAUUUUUGUUAUUAUUGGAUUUAUGACCUGUUCUUGUGUGAAUUUGAAUCCCUUAUUUUAGUAUGAAAAUUUCACAUUGAUAGAACGUAAAUGUAAGGUAGGUGAAUGAGAGUCAAAAGAAUUGGUGCAGAUGGUACAACUGUAUAUAAUUUGCUGGAGGGAAACAGUAUCUGUAACAUUGAUUCAAGAGUAAAAGUUAUGCUUAGAUGGAAUGAUAUUUAGAAAUGUGUUAAAUUUAAUACGGUAAAAGUUGGCUAGUUUUUUUUUUCUUCAAAAAAAAACAACAAACAAACAACAAACAAACAAAUACUAGAGUUUUAAUAUUUAUUUAAAUUUGACUUUUUAAGACUUACUCAUAACAAAAAGGGAAGUGAAAAAAAAUUAUUGCUUUUGAAAAGAAAAUAGGUCUAUUUUUCAUUUAUUAAUAAUAUUUAUUGAUGUUACAAGUAUUGAAAUAAUGAAAAUUCACAAUUUUUGUCAAACUAAAGGCAAUUCAUCACAGGUGAACAAUUUUCAAUGUACAAGUUAUUUCCCUUUAUACGCACGUGAAUAGAGACACGAUAGAAAUAUGACUGCCUCUGAUAUAAAACGACUUGUUUCAUAAUUUUAUGAAAAAAGUACUGUUGAAUGCAUUUACUAUUUCUGAAUAAAUAUUCAUCCAUAUUUUA